CUCACUCUAGCAACUCCUCAGCACUACAGCAGCUCUGUACAGACGUUUUCAGUGCUUCUGGGGGACCUACUGAAAUAAAAAUUAACGAUUUGUAGCUGAUUGUUCACAUGUGUCCAGGGGGAGAUGAAGUACAUUGGAUCCUGCAUAGUUUGGCUUUGUAUGGCAGUCUUCCUCCUCCUUCCUGUUUCUACUUCUGUGGCUGUCAGUGACCAGACAGGUGCCGUGUGUCCUUUAAUGAAAACAGUUGUCCAUCAUCUCAAACAAAUCAACAGAGACAGCCUUGGUGUUUCAGGGUUUGAUCUGGCAGAAAGCUUUUCUUUGAGGCAAACAACUUGUGGAGGGGAAAAAAUCUGUUUUAAACUGGGAAGCGCACCUCUCAUCAGAGACACAAAGCAGGUUUUUCCAAAUGGGCUUCCUGAAGAAUACUCUCUAGUAGCUACAUUCCGUGUACGGCGAAAUACCAAGAAAGAGCGUUGGUAUAUAUGGCAAGUUUUAAAUCAGUAUGACACACCCGAGAUCUCUGUCCUUCUGGAUGGUACAAAAAAGGUUGUGGAGUAUAUGACCAAAUCUGCUCAGGGAAAUAUACUGCACUACACUUUUAAGAGUCGAGAAAUUUAUCCAUUGUUUGAUCGGCAGUGGCAUAAGCUUGGUAUUAGCGUGCAGUCGGGGAUCAUUUCCCUCUAUUUGGAUUGUAAUUUAAUUGAGAGAAAACAGACUGAUGAAAAAUUCACCAUUGACUUGCAGGGAAGGACUCUGAUUGCUUCUCGUGCUGCAGAUGAUAAGCCUGUAGAUGUUGAACUUCACCGUAUGGCAGUUUAUUGUAAUCCAAAAUUUGCCACAGAAGAUACGUGUUGUGAAAUAUCUGCAGACCUGUGCCCACCUGAGGGGAGCUUACUUGCUACAACUUCAUCACCAGUGACUGCUCAUGCCAGCAAAAUAUACACGCUUCCAGGAAUGCAGCAAGAAUCUGGAGAGAGAUGCCACUGCUUUCCAAAUAAAGGAGAAGCAGGAUUGCCAGGAGCAGCUGGUUUGCCAGGCCAGAAAGGAGAUAAAGGUGAAAAGGGUGAAAUGGGUGCGAAAGGACAGGACGGUGUUGCUGGUCUUCCUGGUGAAAAGGGGGAAGCUGGCUUAGUAGGUGCUCCUGGCAUACCUGGUCUUACUGGUUCCAAGGGUGAACGUGGUUUUGCGGGUAGCAAAGGUGAAGAAGGUGAAAAGGGUGAAAAAGGAGAUAGAGGAGAACCAGGACCAGAAGGCAUUCAUGGAAGAGAGGGACUAAAAGGUGACAGUGGUGCUCCCGGUGUGGCUGGUCCUAAAGGAGAAAAGGGAGAUACAGGACCUCCGGGACCAACUGCAUUGAGCGGUUUGCCAGGGCUGGAGGGUCCCCAAGGUCCACCUGGCAAAGAAGGUCAAAGGGGAAGACGAGGCAAACCAGGCCCCCCGGGAAAACCAGGGCCACCAGGACCUCCUGGUCCUUCUGGACUAAAAGGAAUUCUGAAUUCAUUGAACAAGCAUUAUAAUGAGAGUGAUACAAGACUGCUAGGAUUACUUGGGACCCCUGGACCUAAAGGCCAAAAGGGAGACAUUGGUCAAAAAGGAGAAGUGGGAAUGACUGGUGCAAAAGGAGAAAAGGGAGAGCCUUCUGAAAAAGGGGACAAGGGAGAUCCAGGUGAAACUGGAAUGGAGGGAUCAAAAGGAAAUAAGGGUGAAACAGGAGACCCUGGACCACCUGGUCUUAUUGGAAAUCCAGGAUCAAAGGGACUGCAAGGACCUCCGGGACCUGUCGGACCCAGGGGACUGCCAGGAGAAGUUGGUAUACCAGGAGAGCAUGGAGUACCGGGAAACCCAGGAGUUAAAGGGGACAAGGGAGACCCUGGUGGGAUUAUGGGACCACCUGGUCAUCCAGGUCCAAAAGGUGAUGUUGGGCCUCCUGGACCAAGUCUGCCUGGAACACCAGGUCCCACUGGUAUUCCUGGAAGCCCAGGUCCACGGGGACCAAAGGGAGAAAGAGGACUACCUGGUGUACAAGGAGCACCUGGGGAGAUGGGGCCUCCUGGAAUAGGCAUUCAGGGAUCACCAGGUCCUAUAGGUCCAACUGGAUCAGCAGGUGUGCAGGGCCCUAGAGGACCCCCAGGAUUACCAGGAACUCCAGGUACCCCUGGUAUUAAUGGCACUCCAGGAAGGGAUGGAAAGCCAGGACUGCCAGGCCCUCCAGGUGAUCCUAUUGCACUGCCACUGGUGGGUGACAUGGGCACUGUACUGAAGGGUGAUCCUGGCACAAGAGGUCCUCCAGGCAUCCCUGGUAGAGAAGGGCCCAAGGGGAGCAAAGGUGAACGUGGAUUUCCUGGGCUUGCUGGAGAGAAGGGCGAUGAGGGCCUUCAAGGUGCUCCUGGACUGCCAGGCAUACCAGGACCCAGUGGACCAUCUGGAGUCACAGGAAGACCUGGACAUCCUGGUCCAUCAGGGUCAAAAGGCGAAAAGGGUAGUGAAGGUUCUCCUGGGAAACCCUGGACCACCUGGGCCUCCGGGUAUGCCUUACAAUGAAAGAAAUGGAAUGAGCAGCUUAUAUAAACUCCAGGGAGGUGUGAGUGUUGCUAGUUAUCCAGGGUCCACCAGGACCUCCAGGUCCAAAAGGAGAUCCUGGC
Tyto alba (common barn owl) is the source of this 2642-nucleotide messenger RNA. RefSeq names its product collagen type XIX alpha 1 chain (gene COL19A1). The record is from RefSeq and is a predicted model, not a curated record. NCBI's taxonomy places the organism in Eukaryota, Metazoa, Chordata, Aves, Strigiformes, Tytonidae. The transcript is spliced from 40 exons. Bases 124 to 2541 code for a protein of 805 amino acids.